Molecule: messenger RNA, 716 nt
Organism: Xenia sp. Carnegie-2017
Lineage: Eukaryota; Metazoa; Cnidaria; Anthozoa; Malacalcyonacea; Xeniidae
Product: discoidin, CUB and LCCL domain-containing protein 2-like
Source: RefSeq, a predicted model, not a curated record
AGGAAACAUUUCAUGACACCAAACUACAACAAAUCAUGCGAUUCACCAAAAGCAUGCAUAAAUCCCAAGGCAUUGGGCAUGGAGAAUAGAGAAAUAUCUGAUGCGCAAAUAACGGCCUCCUCAGAGUGGAAAACUCGUCAUGAUGCGUCAAACGCUCGCUUGAAUUUGAACCUUAAAUCUGGCUCUUGGUCGGGGAAAAAUGAUAAACACCAAUGGCUACAAGUGGAUUUCAGAAACAGAGUGACGAUAACAGAAAUCCAAACGCAGGGUCGUAAAAGCCAUAACCAAUAUGUGAAGACAUAUUCUGUGUCUUAUUCAUAUGACGGAAACACUUUCAAAUCUUAUAAAAACGAAAAAGGAACAGAGGUGUUUGUUGGAAAUUCUGACAACUGCAAAAUUGUACACCAGAAACUUUGCCCAGUCAUCGUUUGUCAGUACAUUCGUAUUCAUCCAAUGUCUUGGUACAGGCACAUAUCAAUGAGACUUGAAUUUGUUGGAUGUUUGUAUAAUUAGUUGAGAUCUAACUGAAAUUAUAGAAAGUAACGCCUUAAUGUUUCUAUGACACUGAUUUCACAUAUUUUAACAUAACACCAAACAACAAACAUAAUAAACACUGAAUUCAUAUAUCUGUAUUAGUUGAAACAUUUAGCUAUAUUAAAUAUUGCAGAGCUAUUAUCUUUUCAAUGCAAAUGCUUUAAGAAAUAAUUAUAUAAUCA